Molecule: messenger RNA, 4266 nt
Organism: Sporisorium graminicola
Lineage: Eukaryota; Fungi; Basidiomycota; Ustilaginomycetes; Ustilaginales; Ustilaginaceae
Exons: 1
Coding region: 1-4266 (1421 amino acids)
Biological process (GO): positive regulation of transcription by RNA polymerase II; negative regulation of transcription by RNA polymerase II
Molecular function (GO): DNA-binding transcription factor activity, RNA polymerase II-specific; RNA polymerase II cis-regulatory region sequence-specific DNA binding; zinc ion binding
Source: RefSeq, a predicted model, not a curated record
AUGCCUCAACUUCCGCUCGUUCUUCCCGGUACUCCGCCCUUGUCCGGAACCACAACGCCGCUGACAGACGAGCAUCAGAUACCCAAAUUCAGCUUCAGCAACGACUUUCUGACCGAGACCGCGAACCUCAAGUCUGACACGGCAACACAGACUGUUCCCAGUCCCACGUCCGAUCCAACGCCAUCCCGGCUGCCUUUCAACGACAACAUCAUCACAAUUCAGAGCCUACAGCACAUCAGCAAGGGCGGCGUCCGAAGCACACGGCCGUUGUCAUACUACGAUCCCGGCGAGAGCAAACCUCCCACACCCCCCGGGGCUGAAGGGCACUCGUCCUAUUUCGCAACCGGCUCCGGCGAAGGCCGCGUAGGAUUCACCAACACAAUGUCGCAGGGUGCAUCCGUGCCACAAAUGUCGUUGCUCUCCCAGGCGAUGCAACAACAUCUUGCACGGCAGCAAAUGGAGGGCUUGCCGAACAACGAUCAAGCAUCCAUUCACAGCGCAGCUCACACACCAAGCGGAUCAGCUCUACCAUCGCCAGCGUUUGCUGGGCCCAGCUCUCCAUUCACAUUUGCUGGAGCGCCUGGCUCGGAGGCUGGCAUGCGACCGCCUCUGCCUCAUCAGAACAGUUACGGAGCUGCCGUCGCGCAAAUGCAGCAGCCUUUUGGGCCAUACAUGAACCAUGGCCAUAAUCGACGCCAAAGUGGCUACACCACCAACCCGCAUUCGGCUGCCCCAAGCGCCGGUCCUUCGCGGUCUUCAUCGCCUUCACGAGCGACGCAGACCAUGCCCAAUCUGCCUCUCGACACAUCUCACCAGAUGGGGAUGCCGCACAACGCCGCUCGCAGCCUCGGUCAGAACCAGCAGCCGAGCCCAAGCCAGCUGGGCGGCGCGGACUAUAGCUCUACCUAUGGAAGUCAACGCACCGUCAACGGAUUUGGCCCGCCUCAUAGCAGCGCCAAUUCCGGCAUGGCACCCACGCCCGACUCUUGGACCAAUCAGCAAAGUCUUGGAUACGUACCGACGGCACAAACCCCGUAUGGAUCUCAGCAGACCUCAAUGAUGCCUCCUGUUGGUUUCCAACCGGUUUCGCACGGCCGACAUCAGUCGCAUCCAGGGCAGCAGCAGCAGUCGCAGCAUGGACAGCCGCAGCAUGGACAGCCACCUUUGCUGCAGCUGUCUCAGCCACCACCUCAAUUCAGCAGCUAUCGCGGUGCACCUGACGCUUUACUGUCUCCGGAAACAGCGUCAUCCGACUUUGCUGGCUUCUUUUCGGCACCUCCUCCAGCAACGUCAGUGGCUGGACCAGGUUCCACCAACACAAUGGGCUCGACAGUGCAACAACCUGGCACCAGCAGCCGCCAGUCGACUGCCGAGACCCGAUCUCGAACCAGCACCGCGUUCACCGAGGAUCUUAGCAACGUGGCAGCAGCGAUCCCUGGCAGUCUCAACAUGAGCCGACGAGGUUCUGCAGGCGCUGAGGACGAUGCCGAGGACCAAACCCUCGAUCCGGACGAGAUGUCCAAGAAGGAUCCGCUUGCAACGCAGGUGUGGAAGAUGUAUGCCAAGCAGCGCUCGCAGCUUCCCAACGGGGCUCGCAUGGAGAAUCUCACGUGGAGGAUGAUGGCUAUGACGCUGCGAAAGAAGAAGGAGCAGGAGGCUCUGGAGGCAAAGCAGGCGCUCGAUGCGCAAUCCAACGCCAGCAGAAGCCACGCUUCCAGCGCCCGCCAUUCGCCCACCCUCUCGUCCAAGUCGGCUGCAGGCUCUCGAAGGAGCAGCGGAUCCUUCCCUGGCGAGGUCUUCGCCGGCGGAUUCACCGCCAUCAAAGCGGAGGCAGCAGAUCAUCCUGAUUCUCAUAUCCGUGCCGCCAGCGGCAACGUGGCCAAGGGCAAGACUCGCUUUGCCGAGGUGGUCCAACAGGAAGAGGAGGAACGUGGACGUCGAGGACGCAGCCCAAGGACGCCAGAGAGCACAGCCCCACCGGCAGGAGCUGUGGACAUCGUGGAUUGGAGGAUGAAGAGCAAGAGUCGCUCCCGUUCGCGUUCGGUCAGCGCCAUGGACGUCGACUGGCGCGGGGUCAGCAGGUCGCGCUCGCGUGCGCCGGCUCGUUUGGAUACCAUCGAGGAUGAAGGCGCCCUGGAUGGCACGGGUGCCUUCAGCCGAUCCGCUCCCAACCCCAACGCUGCAUCCGCUUUCAAUUUCGCCGACCUCGCUGCCUUCGACGACACGGAUGCCUUUGGCGCCUUUGACAGUGCCCUCGAUACCGACGACUUCACCGACCUGCUCAAGUCCAAUGGCCAGCUGGGCGGUGAUGGCUUCCAGAUUCCGAGUGCCAUGGGGCCAGCUUCAGGAGGCAACUUUGACGUCGGCUCAGCAGGGCCGGGCAGCUCGAAGAGGACCGCAAGUGCCGUACGAAAAGCUCAGAUACAGACUGCUUUCCGCAAAGCAGCACACACCGACCUCUUUGGUGCAGAUCUGGAUGCGUGGUAUGAAGCUGCAGAGGCAUCGUCCAGAGCAGCCGAAGCCAAGAAGUUGAGUCUCGACAUGGCCUCGAUCGGAGCAGCUAAUAGCUUUGGAGCACCGUUCUCGACCCUCGAUAGCAUUCCUGGCAUUGGAGACUUUGUCGGCAUCGCCGCUAACCAGCACCCCGAGUACGGUUUCCUUCCCAGACUGGUGCGCAAGACCAGCUUCGAUCAUAAGGUAAGGGAAAGGAGCAUGUCGCGCGGUCCGCGUCGCGACCAGCUCGCCGCCGAGGCGAUGAACAAUCGCAAACGCCCUUACAGGGAUGAUCUCUCGCCAGCCAGACCCGCCAUCCAAGUGCCUAUCACGAUCGACCAGCGCAUCGCUGCUGGACUCUCGCGAAGUAUUGCAACGCUCGGCGGACGUGGUGCUGGCCCCUCGCAGCUUUCCAAUGUGCCAAUGUCCACUUUUGAUUUCGCUGUGCCCCAUCCUGGCGGCGGCAUGAACCCGCAGCAGAUGCCAAUGGGCGCGAGUGGACCCAUCCCGGGUCCCAACCAGCGCGGUAACGAGGUGACGACCGACUUUGACAGCUUGCUCGAGACUUAUGCCUCUCAAGCUGGCACGCCGCUCGCGAGUCCUGCGGGCAACUUGAUGGCAGGCACCAGCGCCUCUCCUCAGGCAGCGUUGGGCAGUGGAUCGGGCGCUUCCCCCGUCACCAAUUCGGCUGGACCUGGCCAUGCGAUGAUGGGCAAUCUGCAAGGUGGCGCACAGAAUCCGUCUGAUUUGGAGGCGAUCAUGAAUAUGUUUUACAACUCGGACGCUGGUCUUGGCGGGCCACAGCCGUCGUUCACGCACAUCAAUCCGAACCAAGUCUUUGGCGGUGGACCCAUGGACGCGAUGUCGGGCUCACUGGGAAACCUCACUGGAUCUGGCGAUGAGGCGUCCUCUUCCUGGACAUACAGUCCAUCGAGCAGCGCGCCUUCCAACGGGGCCACACCACCCGGACUGCAGCAGUCGCAAUACCAGUCAUCUCCCUUGGCAGGCGGGUACCGUCGCGAGCCACCCCUUGCUCCCGAGACUUCGGGCUCCGGUUCUUCGCGGUCGAAUGCUUCUCCCAGCAUGCAGGCGAUUCAGAAGGCUGCGGCUUUGAGCGAAGCGUCGCGCACAAAGAAGUUGGGCGUAAUGCCAGGUGGCCAGGCUUCUGCGUCCGGUGGUCCGAACGGCGUGCAUGUACGCUCGGUUUCUGGACCAGGUUCGGGACCCUCGACGGGGUCCGGCGUCAACCUCAAGGAUCUUCCGUCGGCCAGCUCCAUGGCCACAGCCGAUCCGCCUACAGUGUGCUCAAACUGCCACACCACCAAGACGCCUUUGUGGCGUCGUGAUCCCGAGGGCCAGCCACUUUGCAAUGCGUGCGGUCUGUUCCUCAAGCUGCACGGAGUGGUGCGCCCGCUAUCGCUCAAGACCGACGUCAUCAAGAAACGCAACCGUGCCAGUGGUGCUCAGCGUGCGGAUGCUCGAGGUCGCGGCUCGAUCAGCGCUGGUGGGGCCAACGCCAACAUUGCGCCUGCCGGCGGACACGGUGGUGGUGCAGGUGGCUCGACUGCUAAGAACGGUGCUGGCGGCGCUGGAGCCCCAUCCAACUCGAAUGCCGGCCAACCCGGACGAAGCAGAGCAAACACAAACGGCUCAAUCUCCGGUAUCAGGACGGGGAACGUACCCAUUGCUCCUGCACCCAACCCGCCUGUUUCGUCGCCCGGUAGCACGGGUCUGUCGUCCAGCAAAAUCGAGAUGAAGCGUCAGAGGAAGUGA